Molecule: messenger RNA, 1131 nt
Organism: Solanum stenotomum
Lineage: Eukaryota; Viridiplantae; Streptophyta; Magnoliopsida; Solanales; Solanaceae
Product: 3-hydroxyisobutyryl-CoA hydrolase 1-like
Exons: 13
Coding region: 1-1131 (376 amino acids)
Biological process (GO): L-valine catabolic process
Molecular function (GO): 3-hydroxyisobutyryl-CoA hydrolase activity
Source: RefSeq, a predicted model, not a curated record
AUGACUCAAACCUCUUCUAACAAUGGUGGAAUUGAUGAGAUUUUGGUGGAGGAGGAAGCAAAUGUUAAAACAUUUAUAUUAAAUAGGCCUAAGCAAUUGAAUGCACUUACUUUUCAAAUGAUGUAUUGGUUGUUGGAACUUUUCCAUGCCAGUGAAGGAAAUUCAAAGGUGAAGAUGAUAAUAUUGAAGGUAGGAGGAUCCUCAUCUGUUUACAAUUUUUUCUUACUUAUGCUUUCAGGUAACUGGAAACUGUCCGCUGAUUUUAUCCGUGAACUAUUCACCCUUAACUAUAUGAUGGCAACAUAUAGUAAGCCCCAGGUUUUCAUCCUUGAUGGAAUAGUGAUGGGAGGUGGACUUGUUGUUUCUGUACAUGGUAGAUUUCGAGUUGCAACAGAGAAGACGGUUUGUGCUAUGCCUGAAACAGCUUUGGGAAUCGUUCCUGGUGCAUCUCACUUUUAUUCGAGGAUUCCAGGAUUCUUCGGGGAAUAUGCUGGUCUUACUGGUGCUAGGUUGGAUGGUGCUGAAAUGGUUGAUGUUGGUCUAGCAACUUAUUUUGUACCCUCGGAGAAAUUGCCAUUUUUAAAACAAGAAUUAGCUAAAGUCAAUACGAGUGAUGCAGACGUUAUUUCUGUCAUCAUUAGUCGCUUCUCUGCCAUACCAAAUUUGAAAGCAGAAAGUCCUUGUCACAAGAUGAAGAUUAUUGAUCUCUGUUUCUCUCAAAGAACAAUCGAAGAAAUCAUAUCUUCCCUUGAAAAUGAGGCUUUGAACAACAAGGAUGACUGGAUCUCUUCAACCAUCCAAUCGCUGAAGAAAGCAUCUCCGAUAAGUCUUAAAGUUUACUUGAGAUCAAUAAGAGAAGGAAGGCUGCAAGAUGUAGGUAGUUGCCUUAUUCGAGAGUAUAGAAUGCUUUGUCAUGCAUUGAAGGGAGAACUUAACAAGGAUUUUGUCGAGGGAUGCAGAGCGAUACUCAUUGACAAGGAUAGAAAUCCUAAGUGGGAGCCCUCCAGACUGGAACUAAUUAGAGAUGAUGACGUUGAUCGUUACUUCUCCAAGAUAGACGAUGAAGAUUGGGAAGACUUAAAGCUGCCUCCAAGAUCAAACUUGCCUCCAUAUGCAAUUGCCAAGCUUUAA